AUGCAUUCUCUUUUCAGCCCGAAUAUUGCCAGUCGUAUCUUAGCUACACUGCUGAGUCGACGAGCCAUCCAUGAUAGAUUGUGUUGGAGUCCAGAAAAGAGAGGUCGUUUUACGGUGAAGACAACGUAUUGGAUUGCCCGUGAAUCUGUACUCGGAAAUGCUCUAACUAGUACUUCGAGUGGAGAUCCCUUUAGUAUGUUGUGGAAGACUAUAUGGAGAGCAAAGGUUCUUGGUAAAGUGCAGAUAUGCAUUUGGCGAGCUGUAAACAAUCUCUUGCCAACAAGAGCCUAUCUAACAACAAAGGGAUACACAGUUGAGCUCCUAUCUUCCCCUCCUCUUAAUCUCCAGCAAUCCUUGCUACCUUCUAUAAACUUCAAAGAAUGGCUAUUGGAUUGUGCACUGAAUCUGAAUCUUGCUACCUUUGAAAAGCUGAUGAUGGUCUUAUGGUCUGUGUGGAAGAAUCGAAACAGUAAGCUCUGGGAUGGUGUUGCUCAAAUUCUUCUAUACUCUAUGGCCUGGUUGGAAGAGUUCCACAAAGCUCGUGAUGUGCACAAUAACACUGGUGUAGAGAUUAAGCAUACCUCUCGUACUUGUAACAAUGUGGCAAAUAGAUUAGCUGCUAUUGCUUUUGAAUCAAACCAAUAUGAGGUCUGGUUGUAUGUACCGCCAAACUCUAUUACUAAUGUACUCCAGCAUGACCUAGCUCAUGCUGCUUAA
Messenger RNA from Rosa rugosa (rugosa rose), 717 nucleotides. RefSeq lists its product as uncharacterized. NCBI's taxonomy places the organism in Eukaryota, Viridiplantae, Streptophyta, Magnoliopsida, Rosales, Rosaceae. The transcript has 3 exons. The coding region runs from base 1 to 717 and encodes 238 amino acids. The record is from RefSeq and is a predicted model, not a curated record.